Hevea brasiliensis (rubber tree) is the source of this 2061-nucleotide messenger RNA. RefSeq names its product pentatricopeptide repeat-containing protein At4g15720. The coding region runs from base 205 to 2022 and encodes 605 amino acids. The record is from RefSeq and is a predicted model, not a curated record. Gene Ontology annotation, molecular function: zinc ion binding; RNA binding; protein binding. Gene Ontology annotation, biological process: RNA modification. The transcript has a single exon. NCBI's taxonomy places the organism in Eukaryota, Viridiplantae, Streptophyta, Magnoliopsida, Malpighiales, Euphorbiaceae.
CAUUUUAUGUAAAAAAUUUCUCUUUUGUUCUUAAAAAUUUCUAAAAUAUCAAAAAACAAUUUCAAAAAGAAGAAUCCAAAACAAAAUGUAAAAAUUUGCUUACCAUAUUCCCUUUUCUCUUCUUUCUUUCUCUUUUUUAUUUUUAUCUUUUGUUAUUUAUCACCCUUUUAAUAAGGCUUCCAAACCAAACAGGGUCUUAGACAAAUGAAGCGGCCGUUGAGCAGAAAGUGCCUCUCCCUCUUAACGAAUUUACAUCCUUCCUGUCAAAAUAAACGGUCAAAUUAUCAUAGCAAAGCCCAUUGCGUUGAAAAGCUUCGUAAUUGCAACCAUUUCAUUUCUGCAACCUCAACGCACUGCUAUAUAUUGAAAUCGGGGCUUUUGCAUGACACUUUCACCACCAAUCAUCUCAUAAAUUGCUACGUAAGACUCCGAAGAACCAGCUAUGCGCAGCAACUAUUCGAUGAAAUGCCUGAAUCCAAUGUGGUCUCAUGGACUUCGCUCAUGGCUGGCUACGUUGAUACGGGUCAACCCAAAUUUGCUAUUUGGUUAUUUAGAAAAAUGCCUGAGAGUUCAGUCUCUCCAAAUGAUUUCACUUUUGCAACAGUGAUUAAUGCGUCUUCAAUGCUUGCAGACCUUGAAACUGGAAAGAAAAUCCAUACCCAUAUUGAGAUUUUGGGGUUUCAAGGCAAUCUUGUGGUAUGCUCUUCAUUGGUUGAUAUGUAUGGGAAAUGCAAUGAUGUUGAUGGAGCCAGGCGGGUCUUUGAUUUGAUGGAUUAUAGGAAUGUUGUUUCUUGGACUUCAAUGAUCGCAGCAUAUGCACAGAAUGCAAGAGGACACGAAGCACUUCAAGUUUUUAAAGAAUUCAGUUGCUCGAUGCAGGAAAGUCCUAACCAUUUUAUGUUGGCGAGUGUGAUCAAUGCUUGUGCAAGCUUGGGGAAGCUAGUUUCAGGGAAAAUUACACAUGGGGCAGUGAUUCGUAGAGGUCAUGAAUUAAACGAUGUGGUUGCAAGCGCACUUGUGGACAUGUACGCUAAAUGUGGAAGUUUUAGUUACUCGGACAAGGUUUUUAGGAGAAUUCAAGAUCCUUCUGUCAUUUCAUAUACAUCAAUGAUUGUGGGUGCAGCAAAGUAUGGACUUGGAAAGCUCUCCCUACAGCUCUUUCAAGAGAUGAUUGAUAGAAGAAUAAAACCAACUGAUGUCACUUUUCUCGGGGUUUUGCAUGCAUGUAGCCACUCGGGACUUGUUGAUGACGGGCUAGAACACCUGAAUUCCAUGCACGAGAAACACGGACUAAUGCCUGAUACUAAACACUAUACUUGUGUUGUUGACAUGCUCAGUCGAGUAGGCCGUAUAGAUGAGGCUUACCAGUUAGCAAAAUCUAUUAGGGUGAACCCUGAUGAAGGGGCUCUCUUGUGGGGUACGCUUCUGUCAGCUAGUAGGCUUCAAGGACGAUUAGAUAUAGCUGUUGAAGCCAGUAAGUGGCUAAUUGAAUCUAAUCAGCAAGUAGCAGGCGCAUAUGUCACAUUAUCAAACACUUAUGCAUUGGCGGGGGAAUGGGAGAAUGCUCAUAGUCUUCGGUCUGAAAUGAAGCGAAUUGGAGUUCACAAGGAACCUGGGUGCAGCUGGGUUGAGAUUAGGGAUUCAACUUAUGUGUUCUAUGCUGGCGAUGUAUCAUUUGAAAGUGGGAACGAAGUCCUUUGUUUGCUCAAGGAGAUGGAGAGGAGAAUGAAGGAAAGGGGUUAUGUGGGGGGAAGCACGGGAUUGGUGUUUGUUGACGUGGAACAAGAGGUGAAGGAGGAAAUAGUGGGUCUGCACAGUGAGAGAUUGGCUUUGGCCUUUGGGUUGAUAACCAUACCUAAAGGAAUCACAAUUAGAGUGAUGAAGAACUUGAGAAUGUGCAAGGACUGCCAUGAGGCUUUCAAGCUGAUCAGUGAGAUUGUAGAGAGAGAUUUUGUUGUGAGAGAUACUAAUAGAUUUCAUUAUUUUAUGGAUGGAUCUUGCUCUUGCAGGGAUUUUUGGUAAAAGUUCAUUUAAAUUACUUGCAGUAUGCACCGUUGGAAA